UUUACACCACCAUUAGUUGCCGGCCCCCCCCUCAGAAUAAGAGUCUCACAGAAUAAUGGCAGGUGAAGCGGCGGGGAUAGGUUGUCAGUGGAGACUGGACAUUCUGCGAGAAUUGCGGCUGAGGAACAAACGCGAGAGUGGAGGCUUCUCUGAACUAAUUGCUUCUCACGGGAAGCUACAGGAGCAGCUGAACGCCGUGCAGAAGGAGAUCACGAGAUUAGAAUACCAGAACAACGAGUUGGACCAGAAAAAUGCAGCCCUGUUGUCAGAGGGAUCCAGUGUCAGUGGGAGUUCAGGAGGGAAAGGUAACCAGCGGCGUACAGAGGAGCUGCAGUCAAAGGUGAUGAAACAGGCAGAGGAGUUGGUGGAGAUGCACAAGAAGGUGGGAGAAGUGACGACCCAGCUGGCUGAGCUCACCACACAGCUCCGUAAGAAAGACAACGACCUGGUCAAGAAGGAUGAGAGGGUGAGAGAGGCCACGUCUCAGCGGAAGAGGCUGGAGGAGGAGUUAGACACAGCGAAGAAGGAGCUGGCCUCCGCUCAGCAGACCAAUCAGGCUCUGGUGGACGAGCAUCAGGCUCUCCAGCUGGCCUACAACUCCCAUGAGGUGAAACUGAAGGAAGUAGAGGCGGAGAAUGACCGACUGAGGAAGCAGCUGAUGUCGUACAAGGUGAAAGAUGCUGACAGACUCAAUGAUCAGAAUGAAAAGUUUCGAAGUGACCGAGAGAGGCAGCUGAAGGAAGAGAUCGAGCAGGCAACCAGGGAACCGUCUGUCGCCACAGCAACCAGCAAACACUCGUCCGACAAGAAGCCCAGAAAGGGAUCUCUCUCAGUCACUGAAGGAUCAAUCUGCCCAACUACCCCCCUGGAGUCCAUGGAAGUUCACGACAAUGAGGUGAGUGCUCUGUGCUUCGAUGGCCAGGGGAACUACAUGGCGACAGGGGGAGCUGACAAGGUUGUGAAGGUGUGGUGCUGGAGGGAAGGACUGGAGAAGCUGGAGGCGAAGUGCAAUCUGACUGGCAGUGGGGCGAGUAUAAUGUCUGUUCAGUUUGACCACCAGUCUAAGAUGGUGCUGGCAGCCUGCAAUGAUCAUGCCUCUCGCAUUUGGAGUAUCCAUGACCAGAGGCUGAAGCACACUCUCACUGGUCACUCAAACAAAGUCAUGUCUGCAAAAUUCCUCGAUGAGAGCCAGAAAGUGGUGACUGGAAGUCAUGACAGAACUCUCAAGAUAUGGGACAUCCACCACAAGACAUGUGCCAAGACCCUGUUUGCUGGCUCCAGCUGUAAUGAUGUCGUCACUAGAGGAGUUAGGGGUGGCAUUAUCAGCGCACACUUUGACAAGAGGAUAAGAUUCUGGGAUCUAAGGUACUGUGUCUCUCCAACUAUAGUAGCAGCUGGUAUUCCCUGAGACAGGUCAGCCACAGCCAAUGAGAUUGCUUUGCAGGGAAAAGUGACUUCUCUGGACAUAUUCCCAGGUGAGCGGCUCCCACUGGUUGUGCUGAUAGUCGGAUUCUCCUCUGGCCCCACAGAUCAGCACCUCCUCCUCUGCUGCUCCAGAGACGAUACUCUGAGACUCAUUGACCUGAGACAGAAUGCCAUUACUGCCACAUUCACGGCUCCAGGGUUUCAUGUUGGUGUCGACUGGACCAGAGCUGCCUUCAGUCCUGAUGGGCAGUAUGUGGCAGCUGGCUCCUCUGACGGCACUCUCUUUGUGUGGGAGACAUUCUCUGGCAAAGUCAAGACUCGAAAAGAGCACGGGAAGGAGAUAGUGACGUGUGCGUGGCACCCCAAGGGACAGUUGUUUGCCAGUGCAGAUCGCAACAAACGCAUCAUACUUUGGCGCCGCUAGCCAGUGACACAAACUUUACACAGAGCAAUGAAAUAAUGUGUAGAAGUAGAUGUGUCUGUGUGUAUAUUAUGUUCAUUCAUUUUCCCAUAGUUUGAAGGUCCUAUCAUAAGAGGCAGUCACAAAAUACUUCUGAUUGGGUGAGACAUCAACACACAUGACCUUUCCCUCAUGUCCAGCUAGAGUACGCAGUGGGGUCCAGCCAGGGUGUGCCCAGAUCUUGGCCGAGUUGUCAUACGAAGAGGACACCAGGAACCCCCCGUGCAAGCUCUGAAACUUGACGUGUGAGACAAGAUUGGUGUGGGCAGGGAUGGUGUAGACACAGGACUGCUUCCUCAGGUCCCACAGACGAAUGGCAUUGUCGUUGCCUCCAGUUGCUACGUGGUAACCGUUGGGACUGAAAUCCAUGGCCAGAACACUCUGCAGGUGUCCGUCCAGUAACAUGAGGCAGCGGCCUGUGCGAAGAUCCCACACUCUGCCACAUGAGUCCAGCCCACUGGAGCCAGCCAGAGAGCCAUCGGGGUGGAAACAGACAGAGUAGACGGGUCUGGAGUGACCUUCUUGGUGGAGGACCUCCAUACGGCACUCCAGGUCCCACAGUCUCCAGGAGUGGUCAAACGAAGCUGCUGCUAGGAACCUUCCUGACGGAUGGAAGGCAAUACGUGAGAUGCGGUGGGCGUGGCCUUCUAGCUCUCCCAUUGGUGUGUCACUGGGGAGGAAUGAGCUGAAGCAGCUGGAGGGUGUGUGUGUGUGUGUGUGUACCUCUGGAGGUCCCAGAGAGAGAUGGAGCCGUCUGCUGCACAGGAGGCGAGGUUGAGAGCAGUUGGGGAGAGGGAGAUGGUGGCCUGGGGAUGCCACACUAUGGAGCCUGCUCUCUCGUUGUGACUGCGCAGUACUCGGAUGAGGUUGCAGGAUGGAAGGGACCACAGCUUGCACAGACCACUCCUGCAGGGAGACCAGAUCAGUAUAUAGACGGGGGGAGA
Geodia barretti is the source of this 2829-nucleotide messenger RNA. The record is from the annotation of a GenBank genome assembly. Lineage: Eukaryota; Metazoa; Porifera; Demospongiae; Tetractinellida; Geodiidae.